CCACUUCCCGCAAGAAAGAUGGCGGCCGUCUGAAGCCAGGGUCGCUGGCGGCGUCUCGGACGCUCCGGGCCGCUCUCCUCCCCCCACCGCCGCGCGGCCGGAGGCCGGCUAUUAGCUGCUCACUGGGGUCUGAAGCCCGCAGUUUGCCUUCGGCCUUCAGUCUUCUCUGUGGUAGCUGGGGCUCUUACGUUGAGCUGGGAGCUCCCAUCCUUCCCUGCCACUUGCCUGUCUUCAGCUUUUGGCUCACACCUUGCAGGCACCCACUGUGGUCUAGCUGGCAGCAAUGACAUCCAGGCAGGGUCACCUCUGUGGUCUAGCUGCCCAGUGCCUUUGGCUCCUGGGCUUCAUCCUUCUGAUGGAUGUGUCUGCCCGACCUGCCAAUCACUCAUCCACUCGGGAGAGAGUAGCCAACAAAGAAGAGAAUGAAAUCCUGCCUCCGGACCACCUGAAUGGGGUGAAGCUAGAGAUGGAUGGACAUCUCAACAAAGACUUCCACCAGGAGGUCUUCUUGGGGAAAGACAUGGAUGGGUUUGAUGAAGAUGCAGAGCCACGCAGGAGCCGGAGGAAGCUGAUGGUCAUCUUCUCCAAAGUAGAUGUGAACACUGACCGGCGGAUCAGUGCUGAGGAGAUGCAGCGCUGGAUCAUGGAGAAGACGGCAGAGCACUUCCAGGAGGCUGUCAGGGAAAACAAGCUGCACUUCCGAGCUGUCGACCCGGAUGGUGAUGGCCGUGUGUCCUGGGAUGAAUACAAAGUGAAGUUUUUGGCAAGCAAAGGCCACAAUGAGAAGGAAGUUGCUGAUGCCAUCAAGAAUCACGAGGAGCUUAAAGUGGACGAGGAGACACAGGAAGUCCUGGAGAACCUCAAAGACCGCUGGUAUCAGGCAGACAAUCCUCCUGCUGACCUGCUGCUGACCGAGGAGGAGUUCCUGUCAUUCCUGCACCCUGAGCACAGCCGGGGCAUGCUCAAGUUCAUGGUCAAGGAGAUCGUCCGGGACUUGGACCAGGAUGGAGAUAAGCAACUCUCCCUGCCCGAGUUCAUCUCCUUGCCUGUGGGCACCGUUGAGAACCAACAGGGCCAGGACAUCGACGACAACUGGGUGAAAGACAGGAAAAAAGAAUUUGAAGAACUGAUUGAUUCCAACCACGAUAGUAUUGUGACCAUGGAGGAGCUGGAGAGCUACAUGGACCCCCUGAAUGAGCACAACGCUCUCAAUGAGGCAAAGCAGAUGAUUGCCAUUGCCGACGAGAACCAGAACCACCACCUGGAGCCCGAGGAGAUCCUCAAGUACAGCGAGUUCUUCACAGGCAGCAAGCUGAUGGACUAUGCCCGCAACGUGCACGAGGAAUUCUGAGUGCCGCGGGCCGAGCCCCGCUCCUCCCCGACCUCCGCGCAUUCUGAGUGGCUGUGGCCCGUGAGGCCUGGCAGUUAGCCAGGGCCCCAGGGGGCUCUGGAGCAGCUACCUGUGCUGCAUGGGGUGCGGUGUUCCCCACCCUGAGGCCCCGGAACCCCCUUCUUCCUGCUUCCUGAGGACACGUGCUCUGUGUCAUCUUGGGGCCACGCCGUGCCCAGGGUUAUUAAAGAUGUGCUUAGCAGGUCGGGUGUCUCCUCUGCAGCGUCGGAAGGCCGGCAGCCCUUGACCCCCGCCUCUGGACUGUCAGAACUGCCGAGCCCUUGGCCGCCGAGGGCCUGGGUCACGACAGGGCCCGACCCCGGGCUUGUAGAAAAUAGCACACCCUCUUGCCAUUUCCUUGAAAACAGGUUCAGACAGAAUUAGAACCUGCUUUGCUAGAAGUAAGCUAUCUCCUUCCUGUUGAGGACCCGGGGGCCACGGAGUGGGUCCUCCCCCAGCCCAUAGAACCGCAGGAUCUCAGGCCGCAGUCUGAGAAAACAGAUUUGUUGGCACAAGAGUGAUUAAACAGGAGUUGCUGUA
Messenger RNA from Dipodomys spectabilis (banner-tailed kangaroo rat), 1930 nucleotides. RefSeq names its product stromal cell derived factor 4 (gene Sdf4). The coding region runs from base 284 to 1351 and encodes 355 amino acids. Gene Ontology annotation, cellular component: endoplasmic reticulum. The transcript is spliced from 7 exons. The record is from RefSeq and is a predicted model, not a curated record. Gene Ontology annotation, biological process: calcium-ion regulated exocytosis. Gene Ontology annotation, molecular function: calcium ion binding. NCBI's taxonomy places the organism in Eukaryota, Metazoa, Chordata, Mammalia, Rodentia, Heteromyidae.